Molecule: messenger RNA, 1206 nt
Organism: Arachis ipaensis
Lineage: Eukaryota; Viridiplantae; Streptophyta; Magnoliopsida; Fabales; Fabaceae
Molecular function (GO): RNA-DNA hybrid ribonuclease activity; nucleic acid binding
Source: RefSeq, a predicted model, not a curated record
AUGACAAGCCCCAAGACGAUAAAGGAAGUACAGCAACUAGCAGGAAGGAUAGCCGCUCUCUCUCGAUUCUUACCCGCGGUAUCAAGUCGGUCACACCUAUUCUUCCAGACGAUCUUAAAAAACAAACAAUUUCAAUGGACACCAGAGUGCGAGACGGCGUUCGCCGAACUUAAGACCCUUCUAUCAUCACCUCCCGUAUUACAAAGACCUGAGGUCGGCAAGCCUCUAUAUUUAUACCUUUCUAUUUCCAAUCAUUCCGUAAGCUCGGCCCUCGUCAUUGAGACAGGAAGGACUCAACAGCCGGUAUACUUCGUCAGCAGAGUAAUGCAACCUACGGAACAAAGGUACCCGAAAAUAGAGCAGCUCGCCCUGGCACUCGUGGUCACGGCAAGAAGACUAAGACACUAUUUCCAAAGCCACACAAUAGUAGUAAGAACAAAUCACCCAUUGAGGCAAAUAUUAACAAAACCAGAGCUGGCAGGACGAUUGACCAAAUGGUCAAUUGAACUCUCAGAGUUCGAUAUUCAGUUUCAGACUAGAUCAGCCCUCAAGGCACAAGUUCUCGCCGACUUCAUCACAGAUAUGACCCCAGACGAUCAUAUUGAAACAUGGGAGUUACACGUGGAUGGGGCGUCAAGCCGAGAAGGAAGCGGGGCUGGCAUAAUCUUAAAGGAGGGAAAUAAGGUGGUAGCCGAGCAAGCCCUCCAAUUUCACUUCUCGGCAAGCAACAAUCAGGCCGAGUAUAAAACCCUCAUAGUGGGACUUAAGCUCGCCCUAAGCCACAAAGCGACGAACUUAAUGGCACAUUGCGAUUCCCUCCUGGUGGUCCAACGAAUCCGAGGAGAGUUCCAGGUAAAAGACCCUUUGCUAGAACAAUACUGGCUCAUAGCAAAGGAUCUAAUUUCAAAUUUCAGUUCUUUCACUAUAUUACAUGUACACAGAGAACACAAUGUCAGGGCAGACAUACUAUCUAAACUCGCCGCCACGAGGGCGGAUACACAAACAUCAACAUUAUCACAACACACACUCACAAAACCGAGCAUUGACCUACUAUGUAUCGAAAACAUUAACCACCUCCAGGAUUGGAGGAAACCUUUUCUUGAAUACAUAUGUACAGGUAUCAUACCCAGAGACGAGCUCCACCCUCAACAAUUCAGACGUAAGGCAAGCUUCUAUACGAAAAUAUCAGGGGAGCUAUACAGAUGA